Messenger RNA from Xiphophorus hellerii (green swordtail), 2396 nucleotides. RefSeq names its product nucleoredoxin-like protein 1. Gene Ontology annotation, cellular component: mitochondrion. NCBI's taxonomy places the organism in Eukaryota, Metazoa, Chordata, Actinopteri, Cyprinodontiformes, Poeciliidae. The coding region runs from base 318 to 1016 and encodes 232 amino acids. Gene Ontology annotation, biological process: photoreceptor cell maintenance. The transcript has 4 exons. The record is from RefSeq and is a predicted model, not a curated record.
CACCCCCCCACACACACACACAUUGAAAAGCAACCUCUACCCCUCAAUUACUGCGCUGCCACACCUCCAGCUAUCUCUAAUCUCCUUCGGUGGACCUCGGAGUGCAAGGCUGAAACAAAUUACAGAGCGGGGCGAGGAGGCAGCGAAAGGUGUCACUAAAAAUAACAAACUUCUCAGGAUUCAAAGAAAGCAAGAAAGCAGAUCAAAUAAAAACAAGGAUGGUUUGACGGAGGAGGAGGGAAGCUGCGGAUUUAUCUCUCGCAGGAGUUUGAGGAGUUUCAAGGAAAGGGAGGUCUUCCCCAUCGCUGCCCGCCAACAUGGUGGACCUGUUCCUAGGCCGAGUCCUUGUAGAGAACAACUCGGACCAGGACGAGCUCAACACGGAGCGCGAGAUCAUCGGGAUCCUGGAGAACCGCGUCCUGCUGCUCUUCUUCGCGUCGGCCGAGUGUGAGAAGUGCCAGAGGUUUGUGCCCGUCCUCCACAGCUUUUUCAGGAAGCUGAAAGAUCCAGCGUACAUCGAAUACCCCAAACUGCUCGCUCUCAUCUACAUCAGCUUGGACCAAUCUGGGGAGCAGCAGAAAAAAAUCCUCAAGGAGCUCCACAAAAGGACUUUGUUUUUGCCGUUUGAGGACCCGUACAAAAAGGAGCUCCAGGCCAUGUUUAAGGUGAAGGACGUCCCGGCGGUGGUGGUCCUGCGUCCCGACGGCUCCGUCCUCUCUCCGAACGCCGUGCGGGACAUCUGCCGCCUCGGCGCUGACUGCUUCCGCAACUGGCAGGAGUCGGCGGAGCUGGUGGAGAGGACCUUCAUGCUCAACGAGGCGUUCGACGAUCCCAACCUGCGGAGCGCCACCGACCCCGUGAGGAGGCUCAAGUACAAGACCGAAGACGACAAGAGGAACAAGAGAUGGUGGAAGUUGUGGGUGAAGGGAAAAGACGGAAACGACGAGGAGGAAAAAGACGAAGCCUGGGACAUGAAGAGAAAGAAUGGAGAUGGAGGAAUUUGGCGAAAGAGAUGAAAUAGUUUUUUUUAUGAUAUAGGCUAACUUUUUUUUUGCUAAUUCUGUACAUCUAAAAGGAAACCACUCCUGUUGUUGCUGCUGUGACCCAACAUUGUUUUCAAGAAAUCUGAGAUUAUAGACUAUACAUUAUAUGUUUAAGAAAAAAAUUAAAUGGUCCAUAUAUUUUUUUAUAGAUAAAACACUCAAGAACGGUACAAAGACAGUAAUUUAAAUUAUAAUUAUUUUAUAGGUUUUCUGGAUAAAAAUGUCGGCAAAAAAGAGAUAAAAUACCAAAGAUAAGAAACUAAAAAGUAAAGUUCACUUUACAUCAAACAUUUUUGAAAAAAUUCUGUUAAAACAGAGAUAAAACUCUUUAACCUUGUAUAUGCCAACGUUAACAUUUAUACACUAAGCAUAGGAAUAAAACUGAUACCAGUAAAUAAAAAUGUUUUAGUUUUCUGUCUAUUUUUGACCUAAUGUUAGCACUAUAGCUGAGCCAGAUAUAAUGCUAACAUAGAGCUCAACUAUAUUAUAGCUAAGCUAGCUACUAUAGGAGCUAUACUAGCUAGCUCAGCUGCAGUAGCAAUAGUAGCUAGCUCAGCUAAGUUCAAAGGAUAUUAGUGGGAAUAUUAAUGUAUUUAUUUUGGUUAAUAUAUGGAGAUAACCAUGGAAAGUGUGUCCAUUGGUUUUCAAGAUUGUUGUUGCUAAUGUUGCUUUACAUGUAGAAAGUUGUAAAAGUAACUCUUGGACAAAAGUAAAGUAAAUAUUAAUAUUUCAUGUGCUAAAGUGUCGUUUAUAAAGAAAAACUGAAUAAUUUUGUUUUAUGUCUGUGUGACUGAACCCACACGUUUCACUUAGAGCUUUUAGGAUUCAUUUUUGCUGUCAGAUUCAACAAAUAAGAACAACAUUGAAAGUUUUAUCUAUAUAUGAAACUCAGUUCAUUAAAUGGAAGCAGUGUUUCAAGAUUAAUUAUGUCAGACUCAUGUAUUAGCCAUUAUUUCUGUUUAAGGUAAUACUCCACUGACAUCCAACGGAAACACAUUUAUGAAUAUGAUAUUAGAUCAGAUCAAUAAAAUCAUUAAUACAGACGAUUAAUGAAAAUCACACAUGACACCAUGGCUGUUACAGGCUGUUAUUUCAAACUGUCCUUUUAGUCAGAUAAAUGUGUUUCUGUGGAACCCAUACUCUAAUUUAUUGAAUAUGACACACUACUUGUUAAGCAUUGGGCUUUUCCUUUGCAGACAUUCCUUAACAGCAUUCAAGUAAUAUUUUGAGAGUAAACUAUUAAAUCAAAACGGUUCAUGUUCAUUAUGAGCUGCUGUCAUUUGGAUGAAUCAAACUGUCCGUAACCUCGCUCCUGUACGAAUCCCUAAACAAUAAACCUUUUGUUGCUCACUU